CUAGCUGCGUUGAACGAUUUUUAUGAACAAUUGAACUUGUCAGCUGACGGAGGUUUGAGCAAUUCUACUUUAGAAGAAUAUAUGAACGUGUUAAUUCACGUAAUAAAAUGUCCUCACAUAAGCUAUAACAGUGUUUAUGGAAGAAAUGACAACAACAACAUCAGUAAUAAUAAUAAUAAAAAGAAGAAUGCUAAAAAUUCAACAAAUGAAAAGAAAGGAAAUUCUUCUGAACAGAUAAAUGAUAUUGUAGAUAGUGGUAUAAAUGACUUUUUCAAAAUAAUCCAAGAACAUAUGGGAGUUUAUUCCUCUGAUUUUGAUGAAGGUGAAGAGAUUGAGUCAGACUUUAGUGGUAAUAAAGAAGAUAAGAAGAAAAAGAAAAAAAAGAAGAAAAAAAAGAACAAGGAAAAUAAUAAAAGUAAUAAUAAUAUUAAGGAAAAGAAGAAUUUACUUGAAUUAUUAAAUGUGAAGGAGGAUGAUGUCAUAAAUGACGGCGAUGAAAAUUGUGAAGAUGAGGCAAAGGAUGAAAACAAGGAAAAUAAUUCAGAUAAUAAUAAGAAUGAUGAUAAAAAGAAGAAGGAUAAUAAGAAAAAGAAGGAUGAUAAAAAAAAUGAAAAUGAAGAUGAAUUAAUUAAAGAAAAUGAAGAACAAGUAUUAGAAAAGGUACAUAAGAAAAAAAAAAACAAAGAGAAAAAUGUUUCAAAAGAAAAUAUGAAGAAAAACGAAAAUAAUAUUAAAACAGAAAUAAUAAUAAAUACAGAAGAAGACAGUGAAGAAGAUUCUUCUGAUUCAGAUAAUGUAAGAGAUAAUAAUUCAUCAAGUAGUACAAGUGAGUGCACUGUAGAAUCAGAGAAUGAGAAAUUUUUUCUGAAUGAUAUAAAUUUUGUAGAUGAAAAAUAUAUUAAUAUAAUUUAUACAGCUACUUGUUGUAUAUAUACUAUCUUAGAUAUAUAUCCUAAUUCUAUAAAAUAUAUAAUUAACAAUAAAGACGCUGUAUACAUAUUAAAUAAAAAAUUAAAUGAUAUUGAAUAUAUUGAUGUUGCAGAAGUAAUAUUAAAAAUAUUUGAAAAGUUAGUAGAAAAGGAUCCAAUGCUUAUAUUAAAAAAGAAGAGUAUUAAAUAUAUGUUAAUGCAUAUCGAUUUUUAUAAUGUAAAUAUACAAAAGAAAAUAUUUUUUUGUAUUAUUCAAAUUAUUAAUAAUAUAACUAAAUAUAGACAUAUUACAAAAUAUAUAACUCCAUAUUGUAAUAUCUUUAUUAAUUUUUUUCAUUAUCAUUAUAUCCAUAUAUUAAAUAUUAUAUGUACUUUAUGGAGAUCUUAUCUUGAUAAAAUGAUUACAUUGAGAUUAGAAGAGGAAAAAUUGGCCAUGGAAGAUAAGCUUGGAAUAAAUAGAAACAAAAAGGAUAAUAAACCUACAUCUUAUUUAAGUAAAUUAAUAGAAAAAAAAAAAGAUAAGAAAAAAUCCAAAAAGAAAGAAGGAAAUAUAAAUACCAAUGUGAAUAUUUUGGAUGAUGGAGGACGACGAGAAAAAAAAAAAACAAAAGGUAAUAAUAUAAAGGUGACACCUAUUUAUGAUAAUGACAUUAUUGAAAUAUCAGAUGAGGAUGAAUCUAUAAAUUUGAUGGAUAAAAAAAUAACAAAGAAGGGAAGUGUGAAUAGUUCAAAGGGUAAAAAAAAGAAGACGACAUUACAUGAUAAAAUGAGAGGGGUAGAAGAAAGUGGUAUAGAUGUAAUAAAUGAAUCAUUCCUACCUAACAAAAAUAAGAACAAUAAUAAUAAUAGUAAUAAUAAUGAAGAUGUGGAUGGUAACAAUAAUGGUGAUAAAAAUAAAUUGAAAAAUAAUUAUAAGAACAAGUUAUUAUUAAAUAUGAUACAUUUAAAUAGUGAUGAUAAUAUAUAUUUUAAAUUAAGUUCAGAAAUUGAAAGUAUUUACAAUAUAAAUAUUCGAGAUAAUAUUAUAAAAUUAUUAAUUGAAUGUCAAAUAGAAGAUAACUUAUAUGCUUUUAUGGAGACAUUUUAUAUCAUAUCUAUAUUAAUUCAUUAUAGUAAUAAUGUAUUAGAAGAUUUUUGUAAGUCUGAUUUUUUAAUUAAGUUUAAUGAAUUUUUUGGAAAUAAAAAAUUUCGAAGUAAUAAUUUUCUUAUCAUAUAUAUUUUAUUUACAUUAUAUUCUUUCCUACCUAUGUGUACAUAUAAUGGAAAAUUAAUAUAUGAAUAUGAUAAUAGGAGGGAUAUAAAUGAUGAAAUGUUUUAUGAGAAUAUAGGUGAAUCUAUGAAUGAUGACAUAACAAAAAAAAAGAACAAAAUACAAAAUAUAGAAGGUGUAGAAAAUAUAAAAGUUGUAAAAAAUAUAGAAAAUAUAAAUAAUAUUGAUAAUAUAGAAAAUAAUAAGAAUGAUCAAGAUUUUAUGAAUACAAGUUCUUUUUAUAAUAACAAAUUUGGUAUGUUUAUAUACAAAUUUCCAAUAGAUGUGAAGAAAUAUAAAUUAACAUUUUAUAAGAAUAAUUUGGCCCAUUUAUUUACUCUUAUAAAAAUAGUAAUACCAAAUAUAUAUUAUAUAUAUGAAGAAACAUUAUAUUAUGAUAUAAAAUAUAUAUGUAUUUUAAUAUGUUUAUCAGUUUUUAUAUCAUUAUAUAAAAUAUCCUUGACAUGUUAUGAGAGUAUUGAAUUUUUGAAUUGUAUAAAAUAUAUUUUUUCUUAUAACAAAGAAAUGUAUUCAUUCAUGAGAAGUGUAAUAUUAAAUCAUUUAUCUGAGACAUCUAUAAUAAGUGGUAUUACAAUAUGUAAGAUUGUAGAAUAUUUUACUCAUUUAAUAUUAAAAAAUCCUGUAUGUUCAAUAUUAGAUGAUAAUAAUGUAACAAAUGAAGUAUCGAAUAUAUUGAAUGGUAUUAAUAAAAAUGAAGAUAUGAAUAAUAACCUUUUAUUUAAUAUUACAAAAUUGAUGAAUGAUUAUAAUAAUAGAUAUUUGUAUGUAUUAUUAAAUAUAGUACAUAAGAUAUUAUUAAAAAAAAAAGAAGAAAUAUUAGAAUGCGAGAAUAAAAAAAAAAAUAGCUCUAUAUGUUUAAAUAAAAGAAUAUAUAAUAUAAUAUUUAUGUAUUUUUAUGAUAUUUUCAAUAAUAAAAUGUGUAUCAAAAAAAACCACGAUUAUAAUAAUAAUAAUAAUAAUAAUAAUAACCGAUGUAAUAAUUGUAAAAGUGAUUUAUUAUUUUUUAAUAGAGAUAGAGAAAUGAUGAAUGUGUUUUUAGAAUAUAGUGAAUUAUUUUUUAAUUAUGAACAGGAGAAAAAAAUAAAUAAAGGAGGUCAGAAUAUAUUUAGUUAUUCUAAUAAAGAAAAUGUAAAAGAGAAUUUAUGUUUACAAAAAAUUUUCGUAAUAAAUAAUUUUAUACAUUCAGAAGCAAAAUGUUAUAAUAAUAUGAUAUUAUGUUAUUAUUAUUUGAUAUAUUUAUUUUCUAAUUUAUCACAGAAAAAAGAAGAUUCAUGUAUAUAUUUUUAUCAAUAUAAUAUAGCCAAAAGAUUAUAUUUCUUUUUAUAUCAAUCUUUAUUAUAUGGAAAUGAUAGAACUGAUGAUAAUAUGAAUGUAGUAACUAAAUACUAUACCCAAGAUAUGAUAAUUAAAGAAAAGAAUAAAAGAGAUAUUUUUGAAUUAUUAAAAACUAUUGAUAGAAAUAUUCGUUUAUAUAUAUUUUUAUAUGCUUUAUUAUUUGUUAAUAAUAAAACAAAAGAAGAAAUUGUUCAUGGAUUAUUUUUGAAUAGUAUAAAAAUGUUAUAUAAUAUAUUUUCAACAAAUAUGAUGUUAGGAGAAAAAAAUAUAGAAGAUAUUAAUAGUAAUGAUAUUAUGCAUAUAAAAUCAUUAGUAGUAAAAAUAUUUGAUUCUUAUCAUUAUUAUUUAAUAGUUAAUAAUUUAUCAUUUAAUAAUUGUUCUGUACUUAUAAAAAUAACCAAGGAAUGUUUAAAUAUUUAUGAUCACUUUCCUAUAUAUUUUUUCAAAGAUAAUUUUUCUCAUAAAAAUAAUAGCAAAAAUUCAGGUAUUAAUAAAUUUUAUGAUUAUAUCAAUAUAAGGGACCCGAAUGAUGAAGACAACGAUGACGAUUAUGAUAUAGAGGAGGAUGGGACUAGAAGAAAUAAAAAAAAAGAUAGUAAAAAAAAGAAAAAUGAAUUAUUUUAUGAGUGGAAAAAGGAGUAUGAUGAAUUUCCAUCAUUAAGACAAGACUUUUCAUUUAAUUUAUAUUCUAGAAAUAGAAAAUCUAGCGAAUUAUCAAAAAGUAGCAAGCCAAAAAAGAAGAAGGACAAUAAAAAUAGCUUAUGUGAUACUUCUUUAAAUGUAGAUAGUAUAAAUAAUAAUGAAAUAGAAAACACAAACGAAAAGAACAAUAAUCAUAAUUAUAAUUAUAAUAUUAAGGAUGAUAAUUAUAAUGAUGGUGAUAAUUGUGAUAGUAGUAAUAAUAAAACUAAAGGGAAUGAUGAUGAAAAUAAACAGAAACAUAAAGAUAAUGAUCUUGACCAAGAAACAUUAGAAAAAAUGGAAAUACUCAAGAGGAUUGAAAAAGAUUAUGAAGAAAAAAAUAAAAAGAAAAAUGUAAAGAAUGAAGGAGAUUUUAUUAGUGAUGAUGAAAAAAGAGGAGGUGGUGAUGAAUUGAAUAUUGACAAGAGUGAAGAAAUUAUAAAUAUUGAAAAUAAUAGAGAUAAGGAUGUCGAAAUUAUAAAAGAAGUUUUUCCCAAUAAGAAAAAAAAUAAUGUAGAACAAAAUAAAGAUAAAGAAGGGGAGGACCAAGAGGAUAUCAACAAAAGAAAUGUUGUAGAUGAAGAAAAGAAAAAGAAAAAUAUGAUAACGAAUAACACAAAUAAUAAAAUAAAUAAAGAUAAAAAGAAAAUAAGACCUAUAGAUUAUUAUGAUAAUAAUAGAGGAGAAUAUAAUUUUUAUAAUUAUUUUAAUAAUAAUAGGUAUAUAAAUUAUAUACCGAAAGAUUUUUUUUAUGAGAAUCUAUUUAAUGAAACUAUUAAUAAUUCAACACUUGAUAAGAGUAAUAAAAAUAAAAGUAUGUAUAAUAAUUAUAAUUGUCACUUUCCUAUACAUUUAAGAAGAAAUGGUUUAUAUGUAGAUAAUGUUUCUAUUUUUGGCAUGUUGAAUAAGGCAAUAAAUAUAACUUUGAUUGAACAAGAUCAAAUAGAGAAUAAAUUAUUAGAUGAAUAUAAACAAAAUGUUGUAAACAAAAAUGAAAGUAUGAAAGAAAAUAAUUUCAAUGAUUAUUUUGAAGAUGUAUCACAGUUAUCUAGACAUAAGAAUAAAAUAUGUGUAACUGAUGAAGGUUCAUUGAUAUCAAAGGAUAGAAAAAGUUUUAUGGGUACUAAUAUGUCUGUAUCUGAAAAGAGUACAGGCCCAAACAACAACAACAAUAAUAAUAAUAUUAAUAAUAAUAAUAAUAAUAAUAAUAUUAAUAAUAAUAAUAAUAUGAAUGUGAGAAUUCCUAAAUAUUUUAUUAAAAAUAUUAUUGAUAAGGAGAAAAGAAAAAUACACGGAUCAUUCAACAUUUUUGAAACGUUUAAUAAGGCUUCAAAUCUUGUUAGGAAGAAUAUGAACAAAUAUAUUGGUAAAGGUUUAUAUCCAAAUAAAUAUUAUUCAAAGGAUGAUGAUGAUUUAAUUAUUUUGUCAGUUAAUGGAGUAGAUGUUCAUAAUAAUUCUUGUUUAUCAGAAUAUUUAAUGAAAUUAAAUGAAGAUAUGUAUUAUAUGAAUAAAAAUUCUUUAUGUGUAAAUGAUGAAAAUAUUUUUUGUAACAUGGAAAACUUUUAUGUAUAUAAUGAUGUGGUAGAAAAUAUUCCACCUGAAUAUUUUUUAAGAGAGAAUAAUAUAAAGUAUUUGUGGAAUAAUAAUUAUAACAUAAAUAAUAAUAAUAUGAAUAGUAUGAAUAGUAUGAAUAGUAUUGGUGGUGUUAUUUGUGAUGGUAAUUUUUAUGACAGUAGAGGAUCUCACGAUAUUAGUUAUAGAAUAAUUAAAAAGAGAAAAAAUAAUGAUAGCAUAUGUAGAGCCCUAUAUGAUGUCGAAAGGACAUUAAAUAUGAAUGAAAAUAAUAAUAAUAAUAACAGAAUGAGUAAUAACAAUAUAUGUAGUGUGAAUAAGAGCAAUAAUAAUGUUAAUUAUGCAGGAUGUGAAAGUAGUAGUCGAAAUAACUCAUUAUAUUUGAAUGCAAGAAAUAAAAAAGGAUCUAGCGAUUUUUUGUAUACUGAUGAUAGUAAAAAAUAUUACGUAAUGAAAACAAGAGGAGAAGAAGAACAAUCAAGACAACAAGAGAAUGUGUCAAAUUAUGUUGAUUGGGAUACAUAUAAGAAAAUAAAAACAAGUAUAAAUACACCAUUAUUUUGUAAAAUGGUUAAUGAAAGGUAUAAUUAUUAUAAUAUAUCUUAUGAUUUAUUUAAACAUUUAUAUGAUAAUAAUAUGGAAUGUGUAAAUAAGAAGAACAAUAUGAAUAAUGAACAUGGCGAAAUAAGAAAUAGUAUGAACGAAUCGUUUGAAAAUAAUAAUUUAAUAAAAGAUGAAAUUAAUAAAAAAGAAGAUUUAAAUAGUUCAUUUAAUAUAUCUAAAAGUGAAAUUAUUUCCCUUGAUAAUAAUAAUAAUAAUAAAAUUAAUUAUUAUGAUUAUAUAGGUGAAGAUAAGAAUAUGGUUAUUUUAAAUGAUGGUACCAAUUUAAAUACGUUAGGAAAAUCGUAUUUUUUAAGAAAUCAUUUAAUAAAUAAAUAUAAAGAAAAUGAACUUAAUUUAUUAUUCUCACAACGUCAACAUGUUGAAGAUGAUUCCAUGUAUUUAUCAAAUUAUUUACAAAUAGAAAUGAUGAAAACUAUUGAACUUAUAUUUAUGGAUGAUAAUUAUAUUAAUAAAGAUAUAAUGCUUAGUACUCAUAUUCAUAAUAUUAAUUUUUUGGUGCAGAAAGGAAGUGAUGGACCUAUCUAUUCUGAUGAGAAUACAAAAUUUAUGAAGCAUUUUGAUGCUUUAGAACUUUUAAGAAGAAAAGAGAAAAUAUUAUUUGAUAAAUGUAGAAAUAAUAAUUAUGAUUUAUUUGAAGAAAACACAAUACAAUGUGGUAAUGUAAAUUUACAAAAUAAAUAUAAAUAUUGUGAUGAAAAUAAUGAAGAAGAUUUUUAUUUAUUAUAUAAUUAUAUGCCUAUAUAUAACCAAAUGAUCAAAAGUAAUAUUAUGAUGUAUGAAGAAGGAGACGUUAUAUUAAAAAGUAUAGAUAACACAAAAAAUUUAUUAGGAGAUAAUUUAUUAUAUAAUAAUGAUAAAGAAUUAUAUAGUGGUGAUAAUAAUAAAUAUUUAAAAAAUGAAUUCAAUGUAAAUAAUCUACAGAUUUAUAAUAAUAAUAAUAAUAUAUCGUGUGAUAAAAAUAAUGAAGAAAAGAAUAUAUUUUUAGAUAAUAUGUUUAAUUUUUUAAUUUAUAAAUUUUUAUAUUUAUUAUGUAAACAUUUAAAAAUGUGUGAUGUUGGUACGUUCAUAAAUUUUUAUAAUAACAGUGGUGAGGAAUAUAUAAAAUGUAAUGAAUAUGUAAUAGAAGAAAGAGAUAAUAGUUUAUUAUAUGAAGAAACGAAAAAGGAAAUACAUAAAUUUAAAUAUUUAUUUGAAAAGGAUGUGAAUGAUAAUUUUAAUAAUAAUAAAAAUAAUAGUGAGUAUUUGAAUGGAUCGGAUUUUAUAGAGAGUGAAAAAAAUAUUAGUAUAGAUGAUAUUAAAAAAAAAGAUUUCUUAUUAAAUAGUAUAAAUAAUAAAGUAAUAUAUUAUUUAAAUAAUCCAUUAUUUAUAUUUAGUGAAAAAUUACCUUCAUGGGUAUAUAAAAUAUUUUAUUUAUUUAAUUUUGUUAUAGAUAUUGAUAUAAGAUUAUUAUUUUUCGAAUUAAUAUAUUUUGGUAAUUAUAGAGGAUUAUAUAAUUAUAAACAGAAAAUAAAGGAAUUAGUUGAAAAAUUUAAUGAGAAAGUUAAUUUUGAUAAUUGCAUGUUAUCAGAAGAACAUUUAUUAUCUGUGUGUGCUAACUAUACAUAUAAUUGUGAUAAAAAAAAAUUAUUUAAUUUUUUAUCAGAUAAUAAUACUUUAUCUUUACCAAGAACCAAAAUAAAGUUACAUAGAACAAAAAUUAUAGAAUCAUCAUUAAGAAUAUUUAAUCAUUUACAUUAUAUUCAUUCAAAUUAUAUUACUCCUUCUUUUUUGGAUAUCGAAUUUUUUAAUGAAGAAGGAAUUGGUUUAGGUCCUUCCUUAGAGUUUUUUAAUGAAGUUAUAGAAGAAUUAAAAAAAGAAAAUUUAAAAUUAUUUAAAAUAGAAGAUGGUUAUCUAUUCCCAUUAUCUUAUAAAAUUAAUUUAAAAAAUUUUGAUUUCAGUUUAUUAAAGAAGCCUAAAUAUUCAGAAAUUUCAGGCUCAAAUAAUAAAUCUGCACAUAAUAAUAUGUAUCCAUCUAGUUCAUAUCAUCAAACUCCAUCUUUAAAUAGACGAAUUAAUGUAUUAAAUGAUGGCACAGGACAUCAUACUAGUAGUUACACGUCUGUUAACAAUCUUAUAAAUCAUUUCUUAUUUUCUAUGAACUCCAAUAUUUUGCAAAGAGAUUCUCAUAGUAAAAGUAAUGUUAAGAGUAAAGUAGAAAAUAAUAAUAAAGUUAAGGGUGAAGUAAAAAAUAAUAAAAAGAGCACCAAAAAAAAUAAAUCUGAAAAAAAACAAGGGCAUGAUUAUUUAGAUGGUAAUGACCAAAAUGAUGAUUAUAUGUAUGAUCAGGAGGGCAAAGAAGAUGUUCAAGAUGGUGAAGGUAAAUAUAAAUAUAAAUAUGAUGAUAAUUAUGAUAAUGAAGAGGAAGAUGACUAUGAAGAUGAUUAUGAAGAUGAUUAUGAAGAUGAUUAUGAGGAUGAUUAUGAGGAUGAUUAUGAGGAUGACUAUGAAGAUGAUUAUGAAGAUGAUUAUGCAGAUAACUAUGACGAACAAAAUGACGAUAAUGAUUAUGAUAAAGAAUAUGACGAUGAUGAGGAAGACAAAAAAGAUAACGAUAUGUUGAAUAGCGAAUUUUUUGGUAAUCGUUUGAGAAACAGAAAGAAUAAGAAAAAUCUUAAGUAUGUCACUGAAAAUGUUAACAAAAAUAAUAAAAAUAAAAAAAGUAAAAAAAAUAAAAAAAAUGACUCCUCUGUUGUAGAUUCAAAGCAAAAAAGUGUUACAUCGAGUGAUAAAAGAAAAAACAAAAAGAAUAAGAAAAAUGAUGAAAAGAUGGAUAAUAUAGAGGAACACAUUAAAAAUGAAGAUACAUUACCCAAAGAAAGUUCUAGAAGAUCAAGUUCGAAGAAAAAGGGUUUAUUAAAAAUAAAUAAUAAGGAACAUGAUCAAAAGGGUUCUAUAGAUGAUAACCAAGAAGGUAGCAAAUUAGCAACCUUAGAUAAGGAAUCUGAUAAAGAAGAAGAAAAUUUAGAACAAGAGCAAAUAAAUAAUGAAAAAAAUAAAAAAAAGAGAACUAGAUCAUAUAGUAAUACAGAUAAGAAAGAAAAGAAACAAGUUGAAAAUCUACUUGAUGAUAAAGUGUAUGAGGAAGCACACGGAGAUGUGUCAAAUGAUGAGGAACAAGGAGAGGGUGUUCAAAAAGGAAAAAGUAAAAAAAGCACCAUUAAGAAAAAUAUAAAUAGUGAUAGAGAAGAUUUUGAAAAAAAUGUAUCCAAGUUAAAUGAAACGAAAGAAAAAGAAGUUGUCAUUAUUUCUUCAAAUAAAAAAUUAAUUGAAAACGUAUCUGUUAAUACAACCGACAUGUUGAAUAAAAAGACAAGUGGAAAUUCUAGUCAAGUAGUAAAAGAAGAAUACAUCGAAAAAACAGAGAAGCAGUGUUGUAAAUUGUUAGACAAAACAUUUGAAGAUGAAAAGAAAAAAAAAAUAAUAAAUGAUGAUAAUAAUAAGGAAAAUUUUGACGAAAGCACAAUAACAAUAGAAAAUAAAAAUAAUAAAAGUGCUAUUACAAAAGAUGAGAAUGGUUCGCAACAAAAAAAUAAAAGCAGUAGUAAAGAUGAAAUGCAACAAUGUGUUACAGAACAAAAUGGAAAUUACAUUUUAGAUGAGGACAAAAAUGCAAAUGUGCCUAUAAAAAAAUAUAAAUUAUUUACAAAAGAUUUUGAAGAACAUUUUAUGAAAGAAGAUAAAAAUAUUGAUAUGAAUAAAAAUGAGAAAGAGGAACAAAGUAAAAAGAAUGAAAAUAAUAAUAGUCCAAUAAAUCUAAGUGAAUCUGUAACACAAAAUAUAAUAAAUUCUUUACUUAAAGAAAUAGAAAACAACAAAAUAUCUGUACAAGAAACAAAUGACAAAAUUCAGAGUGGAAAUAAUAAAAAGUUAGAUAGCCAAAAUGUGAGUAAUGAAACUAGUCAAAAUAUACACUCAAAUGUUAUUUCAAAUAAAAUUAAAAAUACACCAAGUGAAAAAAUUAAAAAAAAAGUAGUACAAAUAGAUCAAGAUACGUUAGAAAAUAGGUUAUUCAGAUAUUUUAAAUUACUUGGACAGUUAUGUGCAAAAAUAUUAUCUGAUAAAAGAAAUAUUAAUGUUAAUCUGCAUCCGUUAUUUUGGUAUUUGGUGAUGAAUAAUUCGUCCUAUGUUAAUUUAUCUAAAUUUCAUCAUUAUCACGCGAUUGAUAGAAUAAAUAUGAAUAGCAUAAAUAAAUUAUUGGAAUAUAGAAACGAAAAUAAGAAUGUGGAAGAUUUACAUCUCGAUUUUACAUUGCUUGGGAGCAAUCCACCCGUGGAACUUAUACCAAAUGGUUCAAACAUUACCGUUACAAAUGAAAACUUAAAUUUAUUCAUAAAUAAAACAAUAGAAUAUUCAUUAUAUGACGGAAUUAAAUUUCAGAUAUGGGCCUUCCGUUACGGUUUUAGUACCAUAGCUCCAUUAGUAUGUACUAACAUGUUUGAUGAAAAUGAAAUUUGUGAAUUUUUAUUUGGUAGUAAUAUUGAGAAUGAUGAGCAUUGGACAAAGUCUCAUCUUUCAACAUAUAUAAAACCAGAUCAUGGAUAUACAAACGAUUCGGUCACUUUUAUUACAUUAAUUGAAAUACUUUCCGAAUUUAAUAAGGAAGAGAGAAAACAAUUUGUAAAAUUUUGUACUGGAACAUCUGCCCUACCUAAUAAUGGCUUUGCAGCAUUAAAGCCCUUAAUGAAAGUUGUUAAGAAAGAGGACAAUAAUGAUUUACCAAGUGUUAUGACUUGUACAAAUUAUUUAAAAAUACCAGAUUAUAAAAAUAAAGAAAAAUUAAGGAACAGAUUAAUUUAUGCCAUUAAUGAAGGGCAAAAGAACUUUUCACUUUCUUAA
Messenger RNA from Plasmodium gaboni, 11286 nucleotides. Its product is annotated as E3 ubiquitin-protein ligase. Lineage: Eukaryota; Apicomplexa; Aconoidasida; Haemosporida; Plasmodiidae. Gene Ontology annotation, biological process: protein polyubiquitination; proteasome-mediated ubiquitin-dependent protein catabolic process. The record is from RefSeq and is a predicted model, not a curated record. The annotation marks the transcript as partial. Gene Ontology annotation, molecular function: ubiquitin protein ligase activity. The transcript is spliced from 7 exons.